UGACGUAUGAUGGGGAUUAUGGGGGCCCCUAUCGGAUAGGCUAUCCAGCAAAACCCAGGUGUCUGUCCAGGACUAUAAAUGUUUAGUCACGUCUUAUCAAUAAUUGCUGUGAAUAAGUUAAUACGUCUGGUUGUCGACCCACGGCUCUGAUAAUACUCGUGACGGCUGAGGUGAAGGAGUCAGUACCGACUAGUCGCGCGGACGACAACCACAACCGGAAACAAUUGCUCGCGGUGCCGUGAGCGCGGAAGCUGAGUCCCCGGAAGCACUGAGUCAUCUCUCCAGCAUCAUGGACAAGGUGAUCAGCUGCUUCGGGAAGCGGCCCGAUGCCGCCACCCGGCUGCUCUGCUUUCCCUGGGCCGGCGGUGGAUCCAUUCAUUACGCCCGCUGGGGGAACCUGGUGAACAGCGCCAUUGAAGUUUAUUCAGUCAGGUUGUCUGGAAGAGAAGGUCGAGCGAAAGAGCCUUUUGCUACAAGCAUGCAGCAGAUUGUGAAGGAGGUCGCUGACACGCUUCUGCCAGCAUUGCAGGAGAAGUCCUUUGCCCUCUUUGGCCACAGCUUUGGAGCCAUGGCAUGCUAUGCUGUGGCUGAAUAUUUGAAGAAGGUGCACAACCUUGAGCCUGUUCAUAUCUUUCUGUCUGGAGCUUCUGCUCCCUAUUCAGAGACACGCCUUCAAGCUCCAAACAGAAGUCAGAUGUCAGAUGAAGAGUUCCUCCACUGGAUGAAGACCGUUGGAGGGACACCAGCAGAAAUACUGGACAAUCCUGAAGUUCUGAAGCUGUUUGUACCAGUCCUUAGAGCUGAUCUUAAAGUUAUAGAGCACUUCAGUUUCAUGUUUUGAUGGAAAGCAGGAUAUUCCACAUGAUCUGCAAGCGUGGAAAGACAUAACAAAAGGAGAAUUCACCAUACAAAUGCUUCCUGGGUCUCACUUCUACUUGAAAGAUAACGCU
Molecule: messenger RNA, 950 nt
Organism: Scleropages formosus (Asian bonytongue)
Lineage: Eukaryota; Metazoa; Chordata; Actinopteri; Osteoglossiformes; Osteoglossidae
Gene: olah
Product: oleoyl-ACP hydrolase
Exons: 7
Coding region: 290-841 (183 amino acids)
Biological process (GO): lipid biosynthetic process
Source: RefSeq, a predicted model, not a curated record